CGUCGUCGCCAUUUUCCCUUCCCUCCUUCCCUCCAGGAGUGAAGUGAGAACCGCGCCGCCAUGUUGAUGAGCGGAAGCCGGCUCCCCUUGCUCUCCUCUUCCGCAUCCUCCUCCGCCAUUCGAAGACUCUUUUCCCCUCCUUCUUCUUCUUCUUCUUCUUCUUCUUCUUCUUCUUCUUCUUCCGUCCGACGCCGCAGCCUCCUCUCCCCGCUCCUCUAUUUCCCCUCGCGUCGCCGCCGCUGCUUCUCCUCCACCUCUAAAGCGACCACCCAAACCCAAACCCAAACCCAAACCCUAACCCUAUCCCAAGCGGGCUGAUAUGGGCCUAAUCUGCAAGUGGGCUGGGCUCCUGCGAAGUUAGCGGAUCGGGUUCUACCCGUUAGUUGCCCAUUCACUCUACAGUGCGCCCGCUCCAAUAAACUUAUAAUAAUGUUUACUUACCUACUACGCCAGACUGAUAUAGAUCCUGGCGGAUCAUUACUUCAACCCUGAUCUUCUCAUCUCCUUCCCUCUUUCUCCACUUCCUCUUUGCCACUGCUCUCGCCUCCUCCGCCCUCUCUCCGCCGUUGUUGUCUGGGAUCGGGCAAUGUGGAGGCUCAAGAUUGCAGAGGGCGGGAGCCCGUGGCUACGGACGACGAACAACCACGUGGGGAGGCAGGUGUGGGAGUAUGAUCCCGAUCUCGGCACUCCCGAGGAGAUCGCGGAGGUCGAGAAGGCCCGCGAGGCCUUCCGCAAGAAUCGAUUCAAGAUGAAGCACAGCUCCGAUCUACUCAUGCGAUUGCAGUAUGCUAAGUUGAAUCCUCUGGAGCUGAACCUCCCGAUUAUCAAGCUCGAAGACCACGAAGAUGCUUCAGAGGAAGUCGUAUUGAGCUCCCUAAGAAGGGCUAUCGGCCGUUAUUCUACUCUCCAAACACACGAUGGACACUGGGCGGGUGAUUAUGGUGGCCCUAUGUUCCUCAUGCCUGGCUUGAUAAUAGUUUUGCAUAUCACUGGUGCAAUAAAUACCGCCUUAUCUUCAGAACACCAGUGGGAGAUCCGCCGUUAUCUUUACAACCAUCAGAACGAAGAUGGAGGUUGGGGUCUGCACAUUGAGGGCCCUAGCACCAUGUUUGGUUCAACUUUGACAUAUGUAACAUUAAGACUGCUUGGCGAAGCGGCAGACGGCGGUGAUGGGGCGAUGGAGAAAGCGAGGAAAUGGAUUUUAGACCAUGGUGGUGCAACUUUUAUAACAUCAUGGGGGAAGAUGUGGCUCUCUGUACUUGGAGUAUUUGACUGGUCUGGCAAUAAUCCAUUACCCCCAGAAAUAUGGUUACUCCCAUAUAUUCUGCCGAUUCAUCCAGGAAGAAUGUGGUGUCACUGUCGGAUGGUUUAUUUGCCAAUGUCUUACAUUUACGGAAAGAGGUUUAUUGGUCCAAUUACACCAACAGUACUGUCACUCAGAAAGGAGCUAUAUAAUCUUCCCUACGACCAGAUUGAUUGGAAUAAGGCUCGUAAUGAAUGUGCAAAGGAAGAUCUAUACUACCCCCAUCCUCUGGUACAGGAUAUUCUUUGGGCUACUCUUCAUAAGUUUGUCGAACCUGUUCUGAUGCAUCGGCCUGGUAGCAAGUUGAGACAGAAAGCUCUAGACACCGCCAUCCAACAUAUUCACUAUGAAGAUGAAAAUACCCGAUAUGUCUGCAUUGGUCCUGUUAACAAGGUACUAAAUAUGCUUUGCUGCUGGAUAGAAGAUCCAAACUCAGAGGCAUUCAAACUGCACAUUCCAAGAAUCUUUGAUUACUUGUGGCUUGCAGAAGAUGGCAUGAAAAUGCAGGGAUACAAUGGCAGCCAAUUGUGGGACACUGCUUUCACUGCUCAAGCAAUUGUCGCAACUAACCUUAUUGGAGAAUAUGGUCCUACUCUUAAGCUGGCUCAUGAAUACAUAAAAAAUACACAGGUUCGUGAUGACUGCCCGGGUGAUCUGAAUUACUGGUACCGUCACAUAUCCAAAGGUGCAUGGCCCUUUUCAACUGCUGAUCAUGGAUGGCCUAUAUCAGAUUGCACUGCAGAAGGACUUAAGGCCUCGCUGUUAUUGUCCAAGAUUUCUCCAGAAAUUGUUGGCGACCCGGUGGAAGCAAGAAAACUAUACGAUGCUGUCAAUGUCAUUCUAUCCCUGAUGAAUGAGAAUGGUGGUUUUGCAACAUAUGAAUUAACAAGAUCUUAUGCCUGGAUGGAGCUUAUCAAUCCUGCUGAAACCUUUGGCGACAUUGUCAUUGAUUAUCCAUAUGUUGAAUGUACUUCAGCGGCAAUUCAGGCUUUGAUAUCAUUCAGAAGGUUAUACCCUGGACAUCGAAAGGAAGAGAUAGAUAGUUGCAUAAAAAAAGCCACUGAUUUCGUCGAAAAGAUUCAAGAACCUAACGGCUCAUGGUAUGGUUCUUGGGCUGUUUGCUUCACAUAUGGCACAUGGUUUGGAGUGAAGGGAUUAAUUGCUACAGGAAGGACUUAUGAGAACAGCUCUUGCAUCCGAAAAGCAUGUGACUUCUUGCUGUCAAAAGAACUGCCUUCAGGUGGUUGGGGAGAGAGCUAUCUUUCAUGUCAAGAUAAGGUGUAUACAAAUCUUGAGGGCAACCGACCUCAUGCAGUCAACACCGGAUGGGCCAUGUUAGCAUUGAUUGAUGCUGGACAGGCUGAGAGAGAUCCAAAGCCGUUGCACCGAGCAGCGAAGGUUUUGAUCAACUUACAAAUGGAGAAUGGCGAGUUUCCUCAACAAGAAAUAAUGGGAGUAUUCAACAGAAAUUGCAUGAUCAGUUAUUCGCAAUACCGGAACAUUUUUCCUAUAUGGGCUCUUGGUGAAUACCGUUGCCGUGUGCUGCUUGCGAAUAAGAACAAGUGAAUGAGGUUUGCAUCUCUGCAUUUACAUUGAGAUCAGAAUGUUCGCCAUUUCGCCUUGCUUAAGGCUACUUGGCUAACACCAAGAGGAAAAUGGUAUUAGGACGAUUCUCUAUUCUAAAGAUAUUUUCGAUAAAAAACCAUGUGGUCUAAUGAUCUGAAGAGAAUCUCGUGUUCAAUAGGUUGUUUGUUGGGUAUCUCUUGUAUUUCUGAUCAGACAAAAUGUUGUUCCUUGAAUUGUAUGCUCAGAACUUUUUGUUAGUUUAGAGGGCUCGAUCCUGAUAAAUUAUUGGGACAAUUUAGUUGGGAAGAUAAUGAAUGGUUUGAAUAGCCAUUUGGCUGAAGAUAGUGGCAGGUUAAAACGUAACAAAUAUAUAUUUUGGUCCUCUGCUACUGUUUAUCUGGAGGCACACCAAGUUACA
Molecule: messenger RNA, 3287 nt
Organism: Ananas comosus (pineapple)
Lineage: Eukaryota; Viridiplantae; Streptophyta; Magnoliopsida; Poales; Bromeliaceae
Product: cycloartenol synthase
Exons: 19
Coding region: 587-2869 (760 amino acids)
Biological process (GO): triterpenoid biosynthetic process
Cellular component (GO): lipid droplet
Molecular function (GO): intramolecular transferase activity
Source: RefSeq, a predicted model, not a curated record